This is a messenger RNA of Penicillium macrosclerotiorum, 753 nucleotides long. Its product is annotated as Ubiquitin carboxyl-terminal hydrolase. Gene Ontology annotation, cellular component: cytoplasm. The record is from RefSeq and is a predicted model, not a curated record. The transcript is spliced from 2 exons. Gene Ontology annotation, molecular function: cysteine-type deubiquitinase activity. Lineage: Eukaryota; Fungi; Ascomycota; Eurotiomycetes; Eurotiales; Aspergillaceae. Bases 1 to 753 code for a protein of 250 amino acids. Gene Ontology annotation, biological process: ubiquitin-dependent protein catabolic process; protein deubiquitination.
AUGCCCGCCCUCACAUCACAGGUCGUCAAUGGUCGCAAGACAUUUAUUCCUCUCGAAGAAAACAACCCCGAGGUUCUGUCCUGUCUGUGUCAGAACCUUGGUAUUUCUCGGGAUCUUGUGUUCCAUGAUGUCCUGUCCACAUCGCCCGAGUUACUCGCCUGGAUCCCACGUCCUGUCCAUGCUCUUAUUCUGCUCGCAGAUAAACCCAUUUAUGAGGCAGCCCGUUCGUCCAUAGAAUCUACAAUCCCGGAAUACGAUGGCUUGGGGCCGGAAGAGCCUGUCGUAUGGAUGAGGCAGACGAUCGGCCAUGCCUGUGGAUUGAUAGCUCUUUUACACUCGGUCUUCAAUCUCGACGGUGGGAAAUAUGUUACUCCAGGGCUACAACUGUACGAAAUACUUCAGCAAUUAGUCGAACUUGCACCGUCCCCAAGAGCACAAUUGCUGUAUGAUUCAGAAUUCAUCGAACAGGCCCAUAUGGAUGCAGCAUCAAAGGGAUCAUCCAGUCCACCUUCCCCUCAGGAUGAUAAUCACCAUCAUUUUGUGGCAUUUGUCCAAAAGAAAAGUCAAGUGUGGGAGUUGAAUGGAGGUCUGAAUGGUCCUCUACUUCGAGGCGCUUUAGGUGGCGACGAAGAUUUGUUGAGUGACAGAGGUUUGGCGAUCACCGUAAACGACUUCCUGGAUGCUGCACAACGGACAGGGAAUGGCGAGAUGAGCAUUGUAGCCAUUACUGGCCCAGAAGCUACUUUGAAAUAA